Molecule: messenger RNA, 1026 nt
Organism: Dichotomopilus funicola
Lineage: Eukaryota; Fungi; Ascomycota; Sordariomycetes; Sordariales; Chaetomiaceae
Product: S-adenosyl-L-methionine-dependent methyltransferase
Exons: 1
Coding region: 1-1026 (341 amino acids)
Molecular function (GO): S-adenosylmethionine-dependent methyltransferase activity
Source: RefSeq, a predicted model, not a curated record
AUGGCCGACCCAACCCCCCCCGCCGCGACCCCCACCCCCAAAGACACCACCUUCCGCGCCUUCACCACAACCCAAGGCGCCUCCUACGCCCAACACCGCCUCAACUACCACCCGCGCCUGUACGGCCACGUCCUCGACUACCACAGCGCCACCGGCGGGCAGUUCAACCUCCUCGUCGACGUCGGUUGCGGUCCCGGAAUGGCAGUCCGGACGCUCGCGCCGCAUUUCAAGGCUGGCGGUGCGGUUGGGCUGGACCCGUCGGAGGGAAUGGUGGAGACGGCGAGGAAGAUUUUGGAGGCUGAUUUAGUUGAGGCGGAGGAGGCGGCCGCUGCUGAUGGGGGGGAGAAGAAGGAGAUUGCCAAGGUGAGGUUUGAGGUGGCGACGCUGGAGGAGGCCGCUGCGAAAGAGGAGAUUGGGCUUGCAGAGGGGAGUGUGGAUUUAAUCACUGCCGCGACGGCCGCGCACUGGUUUGAUAUGACCACUUUCUGGCCGACCGCGGCAAGGUUGCUCAAGCCCCGGGGGAGUGUGGCGUUGUGGUGUGGUAGUGGUGUGGUGGUGGACCAGUCGGAGCCGCAGGGGACUGCGAUCCAGGAGGCGCUGGACCGGUUUGAGGUGGCGUUGGAUGAGUAUAUGAUGCCGGGGAAUCGCACGGCGAGGUGGGGGUAUAGGGAUUUGGUGCUGCCUUGGAUGUUGGAGGGUGAGGCGGGAGAGAAUGCCAAGGCGUUUGAGGAGGGGGAGUUGUUGAGGAAGGAGUGGGGGGUUGGGGAGGGGCUGGAACCGAUUGACCAGUUUUAUUUUACGCCGACGGAUCGGCCGGCGAGGUUGGAUGUGUUGGUGGGGAUUUUGGCGACGACGAGUCCGUAUAUUCGGUGGAAGGAGGCGAAUGGGGGGGAUGCGGGGACGGAGAGGGAUCCGUUGCAGGUGAUGAGGGCGGCGAUGGAGAAGCCAUUCGAGGAGUUGAAGGCCGCUGGGUCGAGGUUGAAGGGGGGUGUGGGGGGUGUGUUGUUGGUGUUGAAGAAGGCUUAG